Molecule: messenger RNA, 1665 nt
Organism: Drosophila persimilis
Lineage: Eukaryota; Metazoa; Arthropoda; Insecta; Diptera; Drosophilidae
Product: P3 protein
Exons: 2
Coding region: 93-1427 (444 amino acids)
Cellular component (GO): membrane
Source: RefSeq, a predicted model, not a curated record
GCUUUUCCAUUAGAUUUACUCGCCGCCCAGCUCUCUCCCAGAUCCGACCUGACUUGUAGCGUGCGAAAGAUACUUGCAUAUAUUAUAUAAAGAUGGCCUCACCUGUGCUGAGAUGGAUGUGGCUGAUGCUCGCCCUGGGCCUUUCGCCCAUUGCCAUGGCCUGGAUGGCACACUUUCGGCCAUCCAGCCUCACGCUGCGCAUGGAGAAGGGCGAUCGGGUGUCGCUCACUCUGGAGAACGUGCCGCCGUCAACGUUGCAGCGCCCCCAGCGAUAUGUCUUCCGCCUGGAGAGUGCCGCCAAUGACCUGGCCAGUGUGCCCGAGGAGAACUCCACCAUAGCAGUAGAUCUGUUGAAUCCGGACACACGAGACUGGACGGGCGACAUCCAGGUGAAUGCCCACUUUCUGGGCGAGACCAAGAUCACAGUCCGUCUGUUUGACAACAUGUCGAACAGCAGCCAGCUGCCGACGCAGGGCAGCAACGACAGCACGCUAGACGUGAAGGUGCAGCGGCCGAGCCGUGUGGUGGAUCAUGUCUUCAUCGGCUCCAUCGUCCUGCUUAUGUCGCUGCUGUACAUAAAUUUUGGGGCCGCCCUCAAUCUAGAUGUGCUGCGGGGAUUGGUGACGCGACCAGUCGGUCCCUGCAUCGGAUUCGUUAUGCAGGUGGUGGGUAUGCCGCUGCUAAGCUACGCUCUGGGAGUAUUCAUAUUCCCCGAGGCCCCGGCCAUGCAGCUGGGCCUCUUCUUCACGGGAAUCUCGCCCAGCGGCGGGGCAUCCAAUACCUGGUCUGCGGUGCUGGGCGGCAACAUUCAUCUCUCGGUGCUAAUGACAACGGUUAGCAAUGUGGCCGCCUUUGUCACGAUGCCGCUGUGGAUUUUCACACUCGGACAGCUGAUCUUUGAGCGGGCCGGGAUGCAGGUUCCAUACGGAACGAUUGCCACUUACUGUGCCUGCCUCAUCAUACCUCUGCUGAUGGGCUUGGCUGUACAGAAGCGUUCGCCACGCCUCACGCGAGUUCUCGUGCGCCUGUUGAAGCCCAUCUCUGCCUGCCUCAUCCUGUUCAUUGUGAUAUUUGCGAUCAUCACGAACUUUUAUCUAUUCUAUCUGUUCUCCUGGCAGAUUGCUGUGGCCGGCAUGGCCCUUCCCGGACUAGGCUACAUUUUUGCCUGGCUGGCUGCCAAGCUGCUGCAUCAGACCGCCGCCGAUGCCCUGACCAUUGCCAUCGAAACGGGCAUACAGAACACGGGCAUUGCCAUCUUCCUGCUGACCACCACGCUCGAGUCGCCGCAGUCGGAUCUCACCACAGUGGUGCCCGUGUCGGUGGCCGUGAUGACACCGCUUCCCCUGCUCGGCAUUUAUCUCUACAAUCGCUGCUGUCGCCCCAAGCCGGAUGAGGUGGCUGCAGGAGAGUCCCAGCGCAUUGUUUGAGGGAAAUUCAACGGCAUUUGUGUAUCUUUAUAUUUGUUUCAUUCAUCCGAUUGUACAUAUCUGUAUUAUAUAUAUACAUAUCUUUUACAUAGCGGCUUGCAAUGGUAUGCCGCCGAAGAGGUAGCUUUAUAGGCCAAGCCGAUUGUUAUACUAUAGAAAAUAUCUUAGUGAUACGAUUAUUCCACACUCUUCCACGUAUUAUUUGAUAAUAAAGAAACCCUCAUAAAAGUAUCAAAUG